Molecule: messenger RNA, 1080 nt
Organism: Fusarium coffeatum
Lineage: Eukaryota; Fungi; Ascomycota; Sordariomycetes; Hypocreales; Nectriaceae
Exons: 3
Coding region: 1-1080 (359 amino acids)
Source: RefSeq, a predicted model, not a curated record
AUGGACGUCUUUGCCGCAAAUAACGAUCAAUGCGAUCGCCUCAAGACGCCCUCGUAUCUUGAACUCGUCGUAUCAAUCGUCCUCUUGCUCGGCAUUCUUGUAUCCUAUCUUCCUCAACACUAUCGCAUUAUUUCUCGGGGCACCUCCGAAGGCAUUUCGCCUUAUUUUGUACUUUUGGGUGUUACUUCUGCUACCGCUGGUUUCGCAAACAUCCUUACUGUCCCACCGUCUCGUGCCGCCAUAGGAUGUUGCAAAGAGCUCGGCAAAUUCGAAUGCGCAGCCGGUCUGCUUGGUGUCGCUCAGCUCGGCGCCCAAUGGCUUUGCUUCAGCCUCAUUCUCGUUCUUUUCCUCAUCUUCUUUCGAUAUAGAGAAGCCAAUGUUCCCACAGACGAACUUCGCGGUGAAGCUCCCAGAUGGCAGACUGCCGUCAUGGUGGGACUUCUCUGUGUCCUGCAUGGCCUCAUUGUGAUUAUUCUGACAGGAGUGUUCUUUAUUGCACUACCUGACCAUCUUGUCUUCUGGGCGAACUUCCUGGGCAUCAUGGCUACAGUUUUGGCUGCUAUACAAUACGUACCGCAGAUCUGGAUGACUUACCACUUGAAACAUGUUGGAAGUUUGAGUAUCCCCAUGAUGUGCAUUCAGACUCCAGGCGGUUUCUUGUUUGCAGGCAGCUUGUUCGCCCGACUUGGAUGGGAGGGCUGGAGCACCUGGUUCAUCUACUUGAUCACUGCAUCUAUGCAGGGAUCGGUCCUCUUCAUGGGUGUCUACUACGAAUACACGGCGCGACAGCGUGGUGGACAUGACAACGCUCACCCCGACAGCGCACCCCACUCGCCUGUGGAAUAUUCGAACGCCCCCCGAAGGCCACCGCCAGGCAGCCGAACCUACUCAGAAGGCUGGGAGCGUGGUCUUCCAGGACCCUUUACCGGUCAUCCUGAGCGAUACGCGGAGACGGAGGAGGACCUAGACGAUAUCCAGGAGCGCGAGGAGCGUGCCAUUCAGAGGGAAAACCAGCCGCUACUGAAGCCUGGUGGCAUUGGCAACCCUCAUAGAACAUACGACGCCACCGAACAGUCAUGA